AUGACCUGGAAAUACUAUCCCUCAGAUCUCCAACUCCCCGAGUCCUCCCCCACCGCAUCCUGCUGCGUCCGCUGCGCCACUCAACUCGGCAAGAACCCGGAAAUUGACUGCAAACGAGCCCACGCCCACAAGGCCUGCGACCCCUGUGAGGCCAGCGAGGAAUCAUGCAAACCGGUACCCGUGUUCUUACAGGGCCAAGUAGACAAGCUCCGCGAGAUAGAGGACCGAGACGAGCGCAUCAAGGCCUGUCAGCAGUUGACUGUGGAAGCGGAUUCGUAUGAGAUACAUUCGAUUUCGGACGAGAGGGAGGCGAAUCGGUUGUUGAGGUCGUUGAAUCACAAUGUGUUUCGGUUGGUGCAGUUAAAGAGAAUGAAGAUGGGGUUGGAUCCGUUGGCGCCGGAGGAUGAGGAGAUGGCGCCGAUGCAGGGUGGGGGGAGGGUUGCUUAG
Messenger RNA from Aspergillus affinis, 447 nucleotides. RefSeq lists its product as uncharacterized. The coding region runs from base 1 to 447 and encodes 148 amino acids. The record is from RefSeq and is a predicted model, not a curated record. NCBI's taxonomy places the organism in Eukaryota, Fungi, Ascomycota, Eurotiomycetes, Eurotiales, Aspergillaceae. The transcript has a single exon.